CUGGAAUCGCCGUGCAACGCUCCCCUCCGCCUGACUGCCUGACCUCCAGAGCCGCUCCUGUUCUCCUAACACCCAGGUUUCCAGAGCUCGCAGGACGAUGUGAAUGGUAGUGCUGAGAGCUACUGAGAGCACGCUCACUGUCACAGCCAUGGCCAAGGGAGAGAAGACGGUCCAGAGCUCCUCCGACAGACUGAUCAAUCACUCGGAAUCACACUACAGCAAAACCCCUCACCAGACUCAUCCUGAUCAGAAGCUGUCCGUGUGCAGUAAGCUAUGCUAUGCCAUCGGAGGAGCUCCCAACCAGGUAGCAGGAAGUGCCACGGCCUUCUUCCUGCAAAUCUACCUCCUGGACGUGGCACAGAUUAACCCUUUCCAGGCCUCCAUGGUACUGUUUGUUGGGAAGGCGUGGGGAGCAGUGACGGACCCGGUGGUGGGGUUCUUCAUCAGCAAAAGCAAAUGGACCCGGAUCGGCAGGCUCAUGCCCUGGAUGGUGGGAUGCACUCCUUUUGUGGUGGUGUCCUAUUUCUACCUCUGGUAUGUUCCACCGUUCUCCAGCGGAAAGUUCAUUUGGUACCUUGGCUUCUAUUGUCUGUACCAAACACUGAUCACAUGCUUCCAUGUGCCGUACUCUGCCCUCACCAUGUUCCUGAGCACCGACCAGCGGGAGAGGGACUCGGCCACCGCUUACAGGAUGACAGUGGAGGUGCUGGGGACGCUCGUCGGAGCUGCGAUCCAGGGUCAGAUCGUGGCCAGCGCCCACACCCUGAAGCACUGCUCGCAUCAUAACGUGUCCGUGUCCCUGGGUCACCUGGGAAACGUGAGCGGAGCCGAGCAGGGCGAUCACGUGGUCCGCAGCCCGGCUCCUGUCCAGGACUUCCUCUAUCACGCCAAGGUGGUGUACAUGAUUGCAGCGGGAGUCAUUGGGGGAAUCUUCCUCAUCUGUACACUGGUGAUGUUCCUGGGAGUCAAAGAGAAGGACGAUCCCUACGCCCCGAGGACAGAGAAGCCCAUUCCCUUCCACAAGGGCUUCAUGCUGGUGAUGCGACACGGGCCCUACCUGAUCCUGACUGCAGCCUUCCUCUUCAUAUCCGUAGCCAUCCAGCUUGUGCAGAGCAACUUCGUGCUGUUUUGCACCUAUGCAGUGGAUCUUCGAGACCACUUCCAGAACAUCGUGCUGACAAUACUGAUGUCUGCCGCCGUGAGCAUCCCGCUGUGGCAGUGGUUUCUGCAGCGGUUUGGGAAGAAGACGGCGGCCUACUGCGGCAUCACAUGGAUCGUCCCCUUCACCAUCAUGCUGGUGUUCAUUCCCAACCUCGUGGUGGCGUACAUGGUGGCCGUCGCCUCCGGGUUGAGCGUGGCUGCGUCACUCCUGUUACCAUGGUCCAUGCUGCCGGACGUGCUGGAUGACUUCAGACUGGUCAACCCUUAUUCGAAGGGACACGAAGCAAUCUUCUACUCCUUCUACGUGUUCUUCACCAAGUUCGCUGCGGGGAUUUCUUUGGGAGUCUCCACACUUUGUCUGGAGUUUGCAGGGUAUAACACCGGGGCAUGCCAGCAGCCCCCUCCUGUGGCAUACACUCUCAAGCUGCUGAUUGGAGCUGCUCCUGUGGCCUUCAUCGUGACUGGUCUGAUGAUCCUAGUCCUUUACCCAAUCACAGAGGAGGUGCGGCUAAAGAACAAGCUCGCUUUGGACCAGCUCAGAACACAGGGCCUCAGUUCAAGACCUCAAACAGAAGACCUGCGGAGUAGUGCAUGAUUUCUUCAGCUUUUAGACUUUAGUCUUAAGGUUUAAUGUAGGACACUUUAUACUCCAGGCCAACUGGAAAGAGUAAUGUUAGUGUAUAUUACACUGG
Messenger RNA from Megalops cyprinoides (Indo-Pacific tarpon), 1853 nucleotides. It is a transcript of the gene mfsd2b, whose product is annotated as major facilitator superfamily domain containing 2B. Gene Ontology annotation, molecular function: sphingolipid intramembrane carrier activity; symporter activity. The transcript has 15 exons. Gene Ontology annotation, cellular component: membrane. Bases 104 to 1756 code for a protein of 550 amino acids. Gene Ontology annotation, biological process: carbohydrate transport. NCBI's taxonomy places the organism in Eukaryota, Metazoa, Chordata, Actinopteri, Elopiformes, Megalopidae. The record is from RefSeq and is a predicted model, not a curated record.